GUCGCUGGUCUCAGUGUCGCUUCAGACUGACUUUGGUUCACAGGUGAACGAAAAAAGGAAGGACACUGUACCCCAUCUUCCGUUCCGCGAGCUUUUAGAGUCCGAGGCAGGGACGGAGGCCCGAUACGCGAAGCCAGCCACCUCUCGGGAAUUAUAUCGAGGAGCGAAGUCGAAGAGCGAAGUCGAGGAGCGAGAUCGAGGGGCAAAAGGCGAGAUCAAAGAACCAGUGUAGAAGGCGGUACUCGCCAUGGAUCUGCGAUGGCCAGGGUGCAUCGUCUUCGUCGUUGGAGCGCUUUACCUGGUGCUUGGGGUGUGCCCUCUGGCCCAGGCCAUUGGAGAUCGGCGCCAGUGCUACAACUUCACCUGGCCAGGCGUGAAUGAGACCAUUGACUGCGAGGAUAAGAUAAAUGACAUGAAUGACAACCCCAUCCCUUGUGUCUAUCCUCUGGUCUACACCACUCCGUUUGAGAGCCCGCCCGACAUCUCUGCCUUAGAGUCCCACUGCCGGAACACAACUUGUCCCGUCUUCAAGUGUUCUACCAAGGGCUCCAACUGCAUCAAGUACAGCUGGUUCGAUAUCAACGAUCGGAUGGUGAACUACUCACUCUUCUGUGGGACGGUGGCCGACAACACUAACGCAGACACCCCAAUAGUCAAGACCUCCGGGUGUUGGAAGCAGAGGAUGGGAACCUACACCAGGGAAAUGUGCGUCUGCGACUACGACCUCUGCAACAUGGCCACCAGGCCGACGACGGGCGUCCUGUUGCUGCUGCUUCUCCCUCUGGCGGCGCAGACGGUAGCCAGAGCCAUGCUGACCACUGCUGGCCAUGUUAACUAGGGGCCUUCUUCAUAGGAGACUUAAUUUAGAUUUAGAUUUUUUAAUCAGGUAAAGGUAUAUACAUCGAGUUACAUACAUAAUGUUGGAUUUAAAGAUAGAGAAAGUACAUACAAUACCUAAAGCCACUAGUAUGCAUAGCGUUUCGGGCAUGGACGAUUGCUUCGCGUCUCUUGUUGCUGUGUAUAACAAGAUCUCAACUGACAUCUGUAUCUUAUGUUACUAGUGGCAUUUUUCCAAAAUUAUGCUGAUGUGGGUUUCGCCUGUACUAAUAUCUGUCGCUGGAGUGAGGCAGUUAACCAAGGAAUUGCUUUCUGAGGCCUGUUUCAUGCCUAACUUAAAAAGAGCUUAUACACAGCAAUGCGACGGAAUAGUGUUUACAUCUGUUAGUGAUCAUAAGGGACCCUACCUAUAACUUUAAAUUGCUUAAUUUCCUUCAUCUUUUCUCUCUUUCUAACUCCUCUUUAUGGCUUGAUAAUUAAUUUCCUUCAGUCAUUAGCAGCUUUAAACUGACCAACAGUUUACUGGUCUUGUUUUGGAUUAAAUUAGGGAGAAUAUAUUUAUACAGUAAAUCAAGAAUGAUUACACCGUCUUUACACAUACUCCUUUCCAAUUACAUAAAAUGCAAAUGGUAUUGUAAUCAUCGACCCAGGGGUUAAAUAAAACUUAUAGUUUGUUUCUGGUAAAUAACAAUCAGAUACUGA
Molecule: messenger RNA, 1539 nt
Organism: Procambarus clarkii (red swamp crayfish)
Lineage: Eukaryota; Metazoa; Arthropoda; Malacostraca; Decapoda; Cambaridae
Source: RefSeq, a predicted model, not a curated record